Messenger RNA from Dinoponera quadriceps, 1378 nucleotides. It is a transcript of the gene Tim23, whose product is annotated as mitochondrial import inner membrane translocase subunit Tim23. Bases 237 to 851 code for a protein of 204 amino acids. Gene Ontology annotation, cellular component: mitochondrial inner membrane; TIM23 mitochondrial import inner membrane translocase complex. Lineage: Eukaryota; Metazoa; Arthropoda; Insecta; Hymenoptera; Formicidae. The record is from RefSeq and is a predicted model, not a curated record. The transcript is spliced from 4 exons. Gene Ontology annotation, biological process: protein import into mitochondrial matrix. Gene Ontology annotation, molecular function: transmembrane protein transporter activity.
UUAUUUUCAUCCGCCUCUGUAUUCUUGCGCAAUCAGUGUAAAAAAAGGAACAAAACGAACAAACGUACACGACUUGGCGGGAUGUAAAGCGUCGAUGAUCGAGUGGGGGGAGGGGAAAUUUCCCUCUUAUUAUUCGACCCGGCUUUCUAGGCAUGUUCAGUCUGAUGUUUCUUCGUGUCUCGUGGUAAUCCGAAUCUCGUGUUCCAAAAGUACAAAGCUGAAAUUGUUUUGACAAAAUGUUAAACUUUCUCAAUAAUUCGGGGAAAAACGAAGCCGAUAAUGGAUCGUACAAUAACACUAACAUACCAGUUACAUUGCAACAAGGUUUAUCUCUUAGCCCAUAUAUGAAUGUCGACCCAUCGUAUCUUCCCAUUAAUCAGCCAGAAUUUAUAUUUCCUGACGGUGCUGUGAAGCAGAGGGGUCGUUUUGAAUUAGCCUUUGGUCAGAUUGGAGCUGCAUGCAUAAUAGGUGCAGGAAUUGGUGGAGCGACGGGUUUAUACAGAGGCAUUAAAGCGACGUCUAUUGCCGGUGAAACCGGCAAACUCAGAAGAACACAAUUGAUCAAUCAUGUUAUGAAAGGUGGCGCCAAUAUGGCCAAUUCUCUCGGUGUGAUAACGAUAAUGUACACUUGUGCUGGCAUGGGUAUAACUUGGAUCAGAGGGACCGACGAUAGUUUCAAUACAGUGGGCGCGGCAGCCGCGAGCGCUGCAUUAUUCAGAUCUGCUGCUGGAGUCAGGAAAGCUGGUUUCGCGGCCGCUAUCGCGGCGGGUGUCGCAACGAUCUACAGCGUAUGGAACAACGGUGGCUUCUCGUCGCAACGUGUGAGGGAGUGGAAUACUUAUCGAUCGUAAAAGAAUGUGUACAUAACUAAUAGAAUAUUUAGUUAAAUUAUACUCCUAUAUAUUUCUACGGCACAUCUCGCAAUCGCUGACGCCUAGCGGCAGUCAAUCAUAGAGAUUACAAAGUCGAGGGAUGCUAAAGAGAGCAGGCUCUACGAAUCUCUUUGUAGGCCGGCUAAGGAGAAUAUAACAAGGAACAAAUUGUUCGGUGAGAAACCGCUAUUUUAAGGACCGAAGAAAUCACAUGACAAGCGCAUGUAUAGAAAAUACGCGAUACGUGUUGAUGUAAUUCAGACAGAAAAUUACAAGGUGAAGUAUAAUGAUUUGCGCAAAAUCAGAAUUUGAUCCGAGGCGUGUGUCGCGCGUCAAAUGCGAGAUGACACGCGUGAAGAAUUUUCAUUCACCAAGCGCUUCAUUUAUUCCGGUCGGUGAGAGAGAAAGAGAGAGAGCCGAUUUCUUCCGUGUAUAAAACCUCAGAAUUUUGUACCAAAGGUAGUAUCUAAUAACGUGUAAUAAAUGGAGGCUUGUGAUGGGAUUCU